AUGGGAGACGCGUGCCACCACAGGCGACUGUCCGCGCUGCGCGCCGCGCUCGUCGUCGUCUUCCUGGCCACGGCCGACGCCCUGGCCGGCUUCGGCGCCAAGGCGGUCAAGAAGAAGAAGAAGAAGCCCGCGCUGCGCACGGACCUCCGCAAGGCCGGCACGGUGCUGCCGCUGACGCACCGGCCCGUGCCCGAGGGCAUCAUGCGCCCCGACUACGCCGCCGACGGCACGCCGAAGAAGGUGGACCUCCGGCCGUCGUGGAUGAUCGAGGUGAAGAGCGCCAAGGACGUCGAGAUGAUGCGCGCGGCCGGCAAGGCGGCGCGCGAGGUGCUCGACGCCGCGGGCGCCGCGGUCAAGCCCGGCGUCACGACGGACGCCAUCGACGCCGUCGCCCACGCCGCGGCGGUGGCGCGCGGCGCCUACCCGUCGCCGCUCAACUACCACGGCUUCCCCAAGAGCUGCUGCACGAGUGUCAACGAGGUCAUCUGCCACGGCAUCCCCGACGACGUGCCGCUGAGGGAGGGCGACAUCGUCAACGUCGACAUCACGGUCUACAAGGACGGCUACCACGGCGACUGCUCCGAGAUGUUCUACGUCGGCGCCGUCGACGACCGGUCGAAGGCCCUGGUCGACUGCACGUACGAGUGCUGGCAGAAGGCCAUCGAAUUCUGCGAGCCGGGCCGGCCCUACAAGGAGAUCGGGGGCAUCAUCGAGGACGCCAUCAAGGGCACGGGCUACAAAUCCGUCGAGCAGUUCUGCGGCCACGGCAUCGGCAAGCUCUUCCACACGAACCCGAACAUCCUCCACUAUCGGAACAAAGAUCCGAACGGAAUCAUGGCCGUGGGCCACACCUUCACCAUCGAGCCCAUGAUCUGCGAGGGCACGAUCAACGCCAACCUCUGGAAGGACAACUGGACCGCCGUGACGAAGGACGGCGGACGAAGCGCGCAGUUCGAGCACACGCUGCUCAUCACGGAGGACGGCAUCGAGGCGCUCACGGGCAAGCUCGACGACUCGCCCCUCCAGCCCUGGGAGGAGACGCGCGGGGGCUUCAAGACGAAGUGGGCGAAGUAA
Aureococcus anophagefferens is the source of this 1074-nucleotide messenger RNA. RefSeq lists its product as hypothetical. Gene Ontology annotation, biological process: proteolysis. The record is from RefSeq and is a predicted model, not a curated record. Gene Ontology annotation, molecular function: metalloaminopeptidase activity. The transcript has a single exon. Bases 1 to 1074 code for a protein of 357 amino acids. Lineage: Eukaryota; Pelagophyceae; Pelagomonadales; Pelagomonadaceae.